Molecule: messenger RNA, 1229 nt
Organism: Xenopus laevis (African clawed frog)
Lineage: Eukaryota; Metazoa; Chordata; Amphibia; Anura; Pipidae
Gene: sftpa.L
Product: surfactant, pulmonary-associated protein A L homeolog
Exons: 4
Coding region: 373-1005 (210 amino acids)
Source: RefSeq, a predicted model, not a curated record
UGGCAAAACAAUCCAAUUGGGUUAUGUAUUGUUUUUCUCCAAUGUUUUACGCAGAAUGAAACAUAGGACCCUUCAUUUACAGUGAUCCACAUUACUUUAAAAAAAAACGUAUCCAGAAAACAACAGGUCACAAACAUUCUAGAUAAUAGUAAACAUGAUUCAAAGAGAAGAGGACUUAUUGAAGCCUUAAAGGUUUUUCCAGAUGUAUGUACAUUGUUUAACCCAAAACAUUAUCUUUGUCCUUAGUUUUCUAGAAAGAAAUAUGUGGGUCAAUGCCUCCUGCUCUUUGUAUAUGUAUAUAUAGGAGCUUGCCUUCCUCAAACAUCUGAAAUAUGUUCAGGUGUUCCUGGAGUUCCUGGCUUACCAGGACAGAUGGGUCUUCCAGGGAGAGAUGGAAAGGAUGGUACUAAAGGAGAUCCUGGACCUCCAGGGCCCCAGGGCCCUCUAGGUGAGAACCAAGGACAACCAGGGAGAGAUGGUCUUCAAGGAUCUAUAGGUGAACCCGGACAAAAAGGGGAAAAAGGACAAAAAGGAGACAGAGGAUUUCCAGGUAUAUCAGGAUCUCUGGAUCACGACCUGCAUAUUCAGAUCUUUGAUUUAACGAAUCAUAUGUCCAAUAUUGUUGGAGCUCUCCGUCUAGAAGGGAAGAUUCAGACAGCAGGAGGAAAGAUGUUUGCCAGCAGUGGAAAGGAACUGGAUUUUGAAGCCUCGGUGGCUGCAUGUAAAGAAGUGGGUGGACGUAUUGCCACCCCAGUGAAUGAAGCAGAGAACAAUGCAGUCUUAACUUUUGUGAAGCUAUACAACACAUAUGCAUACCUGGGUAUUACAAUGAGGGAAAUUGGUAAUAAGCUCCAUUAUUUAGAUGGGACUUCUGUUAAUUACACAAACUGGGAAAAAAAUGAACCUAGUAGUAAUGGAAAAGAGCCUUGUAUUGAAAUGUACACAGAUGGCCAGUGGAAUGACAAAAAUUGUAAUCAAUAUCGACUAACUGUUUGUGAGUUUUAAAUAACACUUUUUUAUACUUUUUGCAAUAAUAUUAGCACUCAUGACUGCGUGUUGAAUUAACUUAGAUCUAUAACUAUAGAAUGUUGCCUUGCCUUAACAAACACUGGUGAAUUGUGAAAACAUAGUAUAUUAUAGUAGAAGAUGUUUAUAUAGAUGGACAUUAAUGUGAUUAGGUCAAAGGUACAGUAUAACUAUAUUAACAAUUCAUAAUAAAAAAAAAAUGC